Molecule: messenger RNA, 2133 nt
Organism: Brettanomyces nanus
Lineage: Eukaryota; Fungi; Ascomycota; Pichiomycetes; Pichiales; Pichiaceae
Exons: 1
Coding region: 1-2133 (710 amino acids)
Biological process (GO): coenzyme A biosynthetic process
Cellular component (GO): phosphopantothenoylcysteine decarboxylase complex
Molecular function (GO): phosphopantothenoylcysteine decarboxylase activity; FMN binding
Source: RefSeq, a predicted model, not a curated record
AUGGGGUCUAAUUUGAAUAGUGACAGAAAGAACUCUGGCAUACAGCUUUCGCCUUUAAUCUCCCCAGUUGACCAGUCAGAGGUGACUUCACAUCCUCUUUCAAGAGACGAGUCCGAUUCUACUAGACGUUCCUCUUCUAUUGUUUCCUUCAGUUCUGAAGACAGUACCGCUUUAGCUACACGGAAGAAUUCCACUCGUUCUGUUAAUGAAGCAGUUGCUGCAAGGGCCAAGGCUACAGCUAAGGCUUCUGCUAGGGCUACUGGUAAGACUACCAAACCAUGUACAAAGACCAAAAAGAAGAAGAAACCUCAGGAGAUCCCAACAGAUAUCACUGAAUCUCCAAGUGUUAUUGCCAUCUCAAAUUUGAGAUGCCCCUCUCCUCCUCCAAUUCUUCAGCACCCUAAACCCCUAUCACCUCAGCUUGAAAGAACCCCUCUAAUCAACAAUGAGGAACCGAUGGACGAGACUGAAUCUGCAAUUAUUGAUGAGAGCGAGACGAUAGCGUCAGAAGAGCAUCUCCAAGCAGAUAUCGAUGGAAUAUCUGGUACUGAUUCUACAACACCUGGAGUAACGGGUCUCGCUUUAAGAAAGAGAGUAGCAGUUCAUGCCAUGAGUGCCGCUAUUGCUGCUCAGACUGCAAGAGACAAAAUUCAGGAUUCCCCUAUAAAAUCAAAUCCGAUUACAGAUUCUUCUUUUAAUACUGUUGUUGUUGAUUCGCCUCCUCUCACUUCUUCAUCUUCUUCGGGAUCUACAGGUGCUAUCGCGACCUCCAAGCUUACCGAGUCCCUUAGAUUACAGCCAGAGAUUUCGCAUCACAAGGCGCCAUCGAUGCAUGCCCAUUUCUAUGUUGAGGACACUUUGAAACACGGACCUGUUCGUUCUAGAAGUGCGUCAGGAUCCACUACAGAUGGAAAAUCUAUACUAGAAACAAUUACACAGGUACCUCAGCAAGGACAGACAGUACUAUCGAGUGCGAUAGCAUCUGCAGUGACCCCAACAGGACAGAGCGGGCAACAGCAAAGACCUAAAAGUCCAUUUUCUCCUGGCAUUUCAUUUACGCAGGUAGAGCAUACGCCAUCGCCAGGUUCUGCAACCAUUAAUGCAGGCCCCAUUCCCCCAGGUACUCCAUCUCAUGAAAAUGUGGAUGCCAGACUACCUCAUGAUGAUGGCAAGCUUCAUAUUUUAUUUGGUGCCUGUGGAUCUAUCUCCAUAAGCAAAACUCGUCUGAUAAUUCAUAAGUUAGAGGACGUUUAUAAAGAUAAAGUUUCCAUUCAGUUGAUUCUCACGAAGGCAUCUGAACACUUUGUGUCAAGAGGCGAAUUCCCAAGUGAUGUGGUUAUUUGGAAAGAUAGUGAUGAAUGGACUACAUGGCACAGCCGAACAGAUCCUGUAAUCCACAUUGAACUAAGGAGGUGGGCCGACAUACUAAUUGUUGCACCACUAUCUGCCAACACUCUAAGCAAAAUUGCGUUGGGCUUAUGUGAUAAUCUACUUACCAAUGUCAUUCGUGCCUGGAAUACACAGUAUUCAAUCCUUCUAGCUCCAGCCAUGGUUUCUUUUGCAUACAACUCACCCAUAACCAAACGUCAUGCCAAGAUGAUAAAAGAGGAGAUGAAAUGGAUCGAGAUUUUGAAACCUACGGAAAAGGUGGUGAGCAGUUAUGGAGAGAUAGGUAUGGGAGGUAUGAUGGAUUGGAAUGAGAUUGUUGAUAAGAUAGUUCAGAAAUUGGGGGGAUACCCCGAGGAUGAAGAUGAUGAAGACAAUGAUAAGGAUGAGGAUGAAGAUAAGGAUGAGGACGAGGACGAGGAUGAGGAUGAAGAUAAAGACGAAGAUGGAGACGAGGACGAAGAAGAAGAUGAUGAUGAUGAAGAUGAUGAUGAUGAUGAGGGUAAAGAUGCAGAUAACAAAGGCGUUAAGGAGAAAGAAAAUCAAAGCCUUAAAGAUGAUGAUGACAACAAUGAUGAUGAUGAUGACGAUGAUGACGAUGAUGACGAUGAUGACGAUGAUGACGACGGCAACAAUGGUGAUGAUGUGGAAGAUGAUGACGACGAUGAUGACGAUGAUGAUGAAGAGGAAUCACUCACCAUGGGUGUCAGAAGAAUGACUGUGGCUGAAGAGGAUGAAAUAAACUAG